Culex quinquefasciatus (southern house mosquito) is the source of this 1166-nucleotide messenger RNA. Its product is annotated as methionyl-tRNA formyltransferase, mitochondrial. The record is from RefSeq and is a predicted model, not a curated record. Bases 63 to 1124 code for a protein of 353 amino acids. NCBI's taxonomy places the organism in Eukaryota, Metazoa, Arthropoda, Insecta, Diptera, Culicidae. The transcript has 3 exons. Gene Ontology annotation, biological process: biosynthetic process; conversion of methionyl-tRNA to N-formyl-methionyl-tRNA. Gene Ontology annotation, cellular component: mitochondrion. Gene Ontology annotation, molecular function: methionyl-tRNA formyltransferase activity.
GCUGUUUUGUUUGCACAAUCUUUCCGGCGGCUGCUGUUAAAUUUUUGAAUUAGAAUAUUUUAAUGAAAAUCCUACAGAAUAUGUGCCGAAACGUGUUUGAAUAUCGAAGAAAAGUGUCGCUUUCUUGUGGGCGAUUUUACUGUAACUCUCCUCGUGAUAAUAGCCGCUUGAGGGUUCUGUUUUUCGGAACGGAUAACUUCUCACUGCCCAGUUUGCGGAUUCUUAACGACAGUUUCAAAUCCAACGGAACCGUUACCUCUCUGGAGGUGGUGACUUCAUUCAAAGCAACCAAAAAUCCGCUGAAGCGGUUUGCCGACGGCGAAAACCUCCGGCUGCACGAUUGGCCCCUUCAGCAAACUGGACCAGAAGUUCACCGGAACUUUGAUCUCGGUGUGGUCGUUUCGUUUGGACAUUUGAUUCCGGAGGCGCUGAUUUCGUCCUUUCGAUUAGGAAUGCUCAACGUCCACGCGAGCCUCCUUCCGAAGCUGCGCGGAGCCGCUCCCAUCGUGCACGCCAUUGCCGCAGGCCACGCGGAAACGGGCGUGACCAUCAUGCGCAUCCGGCCGCGGCACUUUGACGUGGGGGAAAUCCUGGCCCAGCGGCACGUGCCCAUCGGACCGCACACGCUGAUGCCGGAACUGCACGGUCAGCUUGCGAAUGUGGGGGCGGCCGCGUUGCUCCACUGCGUGGAGAAUCUGGAUCGGUACUACCGGUGCUUGCGCACGCAGGACGACGGGGAAGCGACUUAUGCGCCGAAAAUUGUGCCACAAUUUGCGGACAUUCGGUGGGCUGGGAUGGGCGCGCGGGAGGUUUACGAUCGGUUCCGGGCGCUGUACUCGUAUCGACCGCUGACGACGAGGUUGGGCGCGGAGCUGGUUAAGAUCUUCCGGGUGAGCUGUGACGGUGAGGGUGAGGUUGGUGGCGGAGAGGAGGAUUUCGUGCCGGGAGAAAUUCGAUUUUGUCGGAAAAGUAAACGGUUGAGGGUUCGAUGUGGGGACGGGAACAUGGUGUGCGUCGAGCAGCUGUCCAUCGGUGGGAAGAAAGUGAUGAGCGGGCAGGAGUUCUACAACGGAUUUCUGAGCAAGUUGGAGCCCGUGAACAGAGUGUUUAUUAAUGAGAAUUGAGUUGUAGGCGAAUGCAAUAAAAAUGAUAAACAGUUAAACACA